Scylla paramamosain (green mud crab) is the source of this 8831-nucleotide messenger RNA. RefSeq names its product probable cation-transporting ATPase 13A5. Gene Ontology annotation, biological process: polyamine transmembrane transport; intracellular calcium ion homeostasis. Gene Ontology annotation, molecular function: ATP hydrolysis activity; ATPase-coupled monoatomic cation transmembrane transporter activity; ATP binding. The record is from RefSeq and is a predicted model, not a curated record. Lineage: Eukaryota; Metazoa; Arthropoda; Malacostraca; Decapoda; Portunidae. The coding region runs from base 278 to 4756 and encodes 1492 amino acids. The transcript has 29 exons. Gene Ontology annotation, cellular component: membrane.
GGUAUCACUGACUCGGUGGUGGUGGUGUAGUGACUCCUAAUUGAUGCCGAGACGCGCCAGGGGACCAUCGCCCCCACCACUCUGUCCCGGCCAGUUGGCAUUGUGACCUCCAGGACAGAAAGCGUGGGAGAGUUCUUAGUGUGCCUGUGGAAAGCGGGGUAGGUGCACCUCGUGGCCAUGGCAGAUUGUUAUAUUUAAUGACCGCCAACAGAGGUUCUGUAGGAAAAGUUAGAAACUAAGCAGUCCAGUCUUGCAGAGGCCUCCCGCGGCACCGAACAUGCUGGGCAGAAGGAAAGCCAAGGGGGACUGCCUGAACCUGGGCACAAAAGAGGAAUUGGAGGUGACGGGCUACAGGAGUGACCGGUUGAAGCUAGGGCUGACGGUGGUGGCGACGGUACUGUCUGGAGGCCUCCUGCUGCUCCUGCUGACGUGGCGCCCUUCCAUCAGACUUGCCUUCACGCACCGACGUUGCUCUCUCAGGGACGCAAACAGACUACUCAUCAAGGACAUCUACAACCAGUUGUGGGAGGAGGAGGUGGUGCGGGACGGUGAGCAUCUGUAUUUCAUCAACAGAAAGCUAAAGUAUGUGUGGGACGAUGCCACCUGCACCUUCGUCAGGCUGCGGCCGACGGAUCACGCGCCCACCUUCUCCACUUUCCACAAUGGAGCGGCGGGCCUGACAGGGAAGGAAGCUGUCCGGCGCCACGAACUCUUCGGGGAGAACUUCAUGAAGAUCGAUGUUCUCUCCGUGUGGCAACUCCUCAUCCAGCAGGCCAUCAACCCGUUCUACAUCUUCCAAGUGUUCACGGUGAUUCUGUGGUGCAUCCAGGACUACUACGUAUACUCCUCCUGCAUCGUCACCCUCUCUGUUAUUUCCAUCUCCAUCAUGGUGUGGGAGACUCGAAGGCAAAGUAUUGCAUUGCGGGAGACCGUGACGUCACAGUCUGAGAUGACGGUUAUUCGGGAUGGCAAGCGAGCGGUUCUGUCAUCGAGGGACGUGGUGCCUGGGGACGUGGUGCUCGUGGACAGCGUCACCACCCGGUUGGAGGUUGACGCUGUUCUGCUGCACGGGACUGUCAUCACCAAUGAGGCGAUGCUGACCGGCGAGUCGCUUCCAGUCACCAAGGUGGCAGUGCCCUUGGAGGAUGACGCGCUUUUCUGCGAGGAGGAGCACAAACACCACCUGUUGUACAGCGGCACGCAGGUGUUGCAGGUGCGAGGUGCAUUAGAGGUCCCUGCCAUUGUCAUCAAGACGGGUUUCUACACGGCACGCGGGGAACUAGUGCGCUCCAUUCUGUUCCCGAAGCCCACAGACUUCCAUUUCUACAAGGACUUAAUGAAAAUGUUAUCCAUUUUUCUCCUACUGGGUUGUGCUGCAAUGGGCUGGAGCUUUUACAAGAAGAGUUCGCAAGGGAACACAUUUUGGGUUACCCUGGUGUACUCCCUGGAUCUCGUGACCUUUGUUGUGCCUCCCCUGCUGCCUGCCACCCUCACUGCUAUCAAUGUCUGGGCACAGCAGAGACUCAAGAAAAAGAAAGUAUACUGCCUUUCCUCGAACUACAUCUCCCAGGCUGGCUCAGUGGAUCUAGUGUGCUUUGACAAGACUGGAACCCUGACUGAGGAGGACCUGGACCUGGCAGGGGUGAUGCAAUGCUCUGGGAGUGACCUUAAGCCACCACAGGAAGACCUGACACACUUGCCACCUGGUGAGCCACUGACUAAAGCCCUGGCCACCUGUCACUCUCUAGCCCUUAUUGAUGGCAAACUGAAAGGCUCCCCUCUGGAUGUGAAAAUCUUCACUGGUAUAGCUUGGGAGGGCAGGGUUGUUGGCCAUUCACUCCUGCAUGACCUCUCGCAUAUGCAGGAUGAUAGGAUUGUUGGUCAUCUGUUCCCACAAGACCACAUACACACACAGGAAGGCAGGAUUACUGGUCAGCAACUCCUGUCUGACAACAAGGCUUUACAAGAACCAACGAACACCAAGAAUACAGACUAUGGGAUGGAGGCCCAGUUACUAGUCUGGCCACAAGCUGCAAAUGAUGCAGACCAUAAUCAGUAUGAGGUGGCCAUCCUCAGGAUAUUCCCAUUUGAGUCCAGUGAACAACGCAUGACAGUGGUUGCCAAGGCCAAGAUGAAUACCAGCAUAGAAGUCUUCAUCAAGGGAGCUCCAGAAAGGGUGGCAACACUUUGCAGUCCAAAUACAGUUCCUGAUCUUCUGGAGGCAGCUGUGGGCUGGUACACCCACCAAGGCCUGCGUGUGUUGGCUGUUGCUGGCAAAACAUUGGAAGGACACACAUGGGACCAGGUGAAGAUUCAGCCUCGGGAGGAACUGGAGAAAAAUGCAACCUUCCUCGGCUUGGUGCUGCUGCAGAAUAAACUAAAGGUGGAGACACCCCCUGUCCUGGCCACACUUCAUAAUGCACACCUCACACCUGUCAUGGUUACAGGAGACAGUCUCCUCACUGCACUCAGUGUGGCUCAGCAGAGUGGCCUGGUGUUGCCCGGCCACCAGAUCAUCAUAGUCAAGGCCAUGAUGGAAGCAAGUUCAUCCAAAGCAGCACAGCACCUCAAAGUUUUCUACUAUGAUGCAGAUCAAACAAAAAGUCUGAAAAAUCAAAAGCUGAUGCCAGUACGAAGUGACAACUAUGUACUGGCCACAGAUGGGGAGACCUUUGACUUGCUUGCAAGCGCCCAAGAUAAGUCUACAUUUUACCGAGUGCUACAUAAGGGUCGUGUCUUUGCCAGAAUGAAGCCAGAUCAGAAGAUCACAGUGGUAGAGACUCUUCAACACUUGGGGCAUCAUGUUGCAAUGUGUGGUGAUGGGUGCAAUGACUGUGGGGCACUGAAGGCAGCAGAUGCUGGGAUUUCCUUGUCAUCUGCUGAGGCAUCAGUGGCUGCUCCAUUCACAUCCCGACAGGAGAAUAUUACCUGUGUGCCUGUGCUGAUCAGGGAGGGAAGAGCCGUGCUGGUGUCCAUUUUCUCCACCUUCAAGUACAAUGUGGUGGCCACCUUUGGGGCACUCCUGUGUGUCAUGUGGAACUUUGAGGUCAAUACUGAGCCGUCUGAUGCCCAGUAUGUGAUCAUGGACCUGAUGCUGAUGACUGUGCCGCCCCUCGUGAUGGGCUGCACACACGCUGCUCCUAACCUCAGCACAAAGCGGCCCCAUCACCGCAUCCUAAACUUCAUCACCAUAGUCUCCAUUUUCUCCUACAUUGCAUUCCAGUUCACAGUGUACUGGGGAAUGCUGACUUACCUCCGCAUGCAGUCUUGGUUUGUGCCGCUGGUGCCUCACGAAAACAUUUGGCCACCAGAAAAGUCCUAUGAGAAUACGAUCUUGAUAUUAGUUUGCUUCUACUUCUUGGUUAUUGGAGUGUUUGUGUUUUCUCAUGCUGCUCCCCAUCUGAAGCCCAUCUACACUAACUAUGUUUUGACUAUUCAUCUAGUUCUUGCUUCUGCAUUUUGCCUCUUCCUCAACUUCUACACUGGGCAGUGGUAUUUGGAUUUACUGAACUUGAUGCUAAUUCCUGAUGCUGGGUUUGCUGGCACUUUGUUCUUCAUCAUGUGUAUCAUCUUAGUUGGCUGCUUUGUGUGGGAGAGAUGGUUGCUAUAUGGCGUGCUGGACAAGUACAUCAUGCCUUUCUUCUUGAGACACUGUGGGAAAAAACAUCUCUAUGUGAAAAUAGAGGAAGAACUUAAGAACAAUUCAGAAUGGCCAGUCCUCACAGAAGCUCCAGAUUAUGAAGAUGAGCUAACAUGUGCUGCAGAAGAGAAACUGAUGGAUGGAAUGACAUUUGGAGGUGAAGAAUAUGAUGAUGAUGAUGAUGUUGAGAAGGCCAUGUUUGUCCGUAAGCUGACUCGUCGGCACCGGUUCAAUGCAACUGUUACACAUAUCUCUGAGAAUAAGCGCAACAGUCACUCCUCCUCUGAAGCUGCCACUGCCACCACCACUGCCACUACCACUGCUGCCUCCCUCAGUAAUGAUGGACCUCAGGAUGAACACAAGCCUCUCGUCACCCAAAACAGUGGGGGAUACAGAGAGCCAUGGGAUAGCGUUCCCUUCAGUGAAGAGAGUGAACAUAGGAAAAGUUUCAACCAGAGUGUGAGGCACCAGUUCAUGAAGGGCACUGGUGGUGGUUUCAGGACAUUCAAAGGCAGCAUAAAGAGGCAGGCAGGUUAUGACGAGAGUGCUGCACAGCCUUAUGAAGUGGUUCCUCUCUCUGGUUACAAUGAGGGUCACCAAGAAGCUGUAUAUUCAACAAUAUCUGAGAUUCCCCCAAGUGACUACAAACAGCCCUAUGAAGCAACAGAUAAUCCCAAGCAAGAAAGGCAGGAGACUGAAGAAUCCAAAAACGAGGUAGGGAUGCAAGAAGAUACAGAGUGGAGGGCAGACAUGAGGGAAAAGGGAGGAUAUGAAGAAAAUAAUCAGAAAGUGAGAGUAGAGACAUUUGAGCACAAGUUUAAAAAUCCUGAUGCAGACAACAAUCAAAGCUUAAUGCAGCAAAUGAGUGUUGCUUGGCGCCAUAUAUCAGGCUCCCCCCUCCUCCCUGCAUGCUCUGAGAGGAAGACAUUUAGAGAAAGUGCUGCAGCAGAGACUUGGUGCAAAGAUUUGUUGUAUGAUGUACCAAAGCCGCCUAGACCUGUGGAACAGCCAUACUCCCCUGCAGGUGAAGGUGCCUCACAGUCCUUUCCUCUCCCUCCUCCAGUGACACCAGGUGAAGUGGAUCCUCAGCAGACUGGUCAGAAAUACAACUGCUGACAUGACAUCAUCUCUAAUAGAAAUGAACACACCCACCUGGACACCUCAAAGUCCAGUUCUCCAGACUCAACUGAUGCAUUCCCUCCAGAGUCCACCAGCUGUGAGUGUUAAAAAAAGUAGAAUAGUGAAUGUUCUCAUUUACUAACUUUCACAUGGGUGAAUGAAUUUUCUAGACUCUAACUCAAUCUCUUAUAAUGUACCUUAUCCAUAGUACGCAAGAAGAUUCUGUAUGUGUUGCUAAAAAUGGCAAAAUCAUCAGCUACUGUAUUGAGUCUUGUGUAGUGGGAUAAAUAGAACAAAUAAGGCAAUGAGUAAGUAUAGCUGCAUUAUUGAAUACCAACAUACUUACUCGAAUAUAUGCCUGAGCAUAACUUCCUCCAGGAAACUGAGAAAUGGUCCAGGUAAUGGUCUUGUUAUCUGGAGAAAAGGUGACAGUCUGGUCACGGGGACCAGAUGUCCUUGACAUGAUGGCUGCAGUGGUGGGCGGGGCAGACACGUGGAAAGUCACGUGAGGGGACACAGUUCCCAUUCCUGUGUUGCUCACUAACUUGAGCUUGAGCUCUGCAUCACUGUAGGAGAAAGAAUAUUGCCAAAAUCUAAAUAGUAUGGUUACUGCAAUUUGUAUAAAAUAUACUGAAUAAAUUACAUGUGUAAUUUACACAUAAAUCUUGAUAAACAAUUCUUUAUGAAGUAAAAGUGAAAUCAAGAGUAUUAAAAAGGAAAAUAAGAAACAACAGUAAACCAUAAAAUAAACACCAGCAAGAAGAACCCACUUAUCUUGUACUAAUUACCUUGGAGUGAGAGCUGCAGUGGAGCCAGUGAGAGUGAAAGGUAGAAGGUGGGGAUGGUCAGGGGCUAGAGUGUAGCGGGCAAUGGUCAUUUCCUGGCCAGGUACUGUCAUCACACUCACCUUGCGACCACCAUCACCAACAUUUAUACCUGAGCCAAACUCUACCUCAGACAUUCUCGUUCCUGUGGAAAACCCUGUGGAGCAAAGCACUUUAACUACUCCAGCACUCUCCAUCCCUCUCAUACUCCUAUUCCUCACACAAAAAGGUGGGUGGUUUUUCUACUUUUGGAAGGUAAAUGAGGGCUGUAGCAUGGAAAGGAAAAAACUUAAAUUGUUUCCAUCUGGCUAAAGAUUUGAACCCUCAACCUCUUGGAUGUAAGCCAAGUGUGCUAACCAACUGUCAAUGGAUUUUGCUGGUAAUUGUGGUUUGAUUUUUAUUUGAGUCAGACUGAUAAAUGAGACAAGUGUUUAUUAUGGUAAUAAUUUAAGGAAAACUACUUAUAAAACAAAGAGCUUAACCACUGACAAAAGUAUACACACCUUCUUGUGGGAGUGUGGAGAGUGAAGUGUUGAGGGACAGGGCCAGGGUUGGGUUGCCAGGAAGGAAGCACCGCACCUGGAUGGAACCCGUGACCUCUGCCCUGAUGACUGUGCCUUCAGCAGAUACUGAUGCCCACACCUUUUCUACCACAUCUACAUACAGCUGCCAGUGAGGACACAAAUAUUAGUUGUUAAGUCUACAUCUUGUAUAAAUAGGAAUUUCAGGAAUGAAUACUGCCAUUUGGUUUCUUCAUCAGAAGUAUACAGACCAAGAAACCAAAGUACAUAUCAACUGCAGAAAUAUAUUAUAGAUGAUACAAAAUAACUGUAAUAGUCAAAGUCUUCUUUUUCAUAUAUAUAUAACUGCAGGAAAAAUGUCAUACUAGGACUUUCCCUCUGCUCUGUAGAAAUCCUGCUGUGUGGUGUACUAGUCAUAAUUAUACAUAGCCAUUUUCUGAGACUGCUCAUUGAAAGCUCUGAUGAAUUCUAGAUCCAUGACCACCACACAGGCAGAAGACAUCAUGCUCUCUGAGUGUCUGGCCUUACCUUAACUUUGAUUGUAUUCUGGCCAUAAUUUGAGUCUAAUGUUUCUCAUUGCAUACUUCAUAAUGGCUUCAGGCAUAGUGAAAGAAACAAAAAAAAGCUCAUAUUUUUGUAAAUGGAGUUUAAUCAGCUUUGACAGUCUCACCAUCAGUUAUGUACUACAUACCUUAUCUGGUAUACAGCUUCAUGUUCAAGCUGAGGACCUACUAUUUGCUGGCUCAUCCUGCAGAGUAACCCUAAGUCUUAAACAUCUACAGUCACAAUAAAUAGUCACUUCAAAGUUAUUAAAAAAUAUCACUGAGUACCAGUAAACAUACCUCCCGUUUCCCUGUGUCAACAAUAAGUGAAGACUGUUGAGCAGCUGUGCCAGGUGCAGAUUUCUCCAGCCCAAACUGUAAAUCACAAGCAUGAGCUAAACUCUUGUACAUAAGCAAAGGUGGCAUCUAGGAAAGAAAAUGCAUCUUAGGAGAAAUAAUGAGAGGAAGGGACAGAAAUGCAUAUGACAAAGCAUUCAGGUAGCACAUCACCCAACUGUGCAUGGUCAGUAACAUAAAUGUAAGAUGAACUUCAGCAAGGAAUUCAUGCCCUAGCUUAGGGAAACAUGCAUCAAUACUAACAAGCCCAGGGGUAGAGAUGACAGCUGAACUCUCCUUGGCUGCUACAACUCUGCUGUAUAUGUGGGAUUGUAGCUUAUCUGGUGUCUGUAGCUGCAGGAAGCCUCCAUUCUGCAGGAAGAUUAAUAUUUAGGAAGAAUUCUUUAUAUUAGUUUACUGCAUUUCAAAACCUCUAAUGCACUAUUUUGCACCAAGGAAUCAAACCUAGGAUAAAUAGCUAUUCUAUUGCUCUAUAUAAAAUCUUUCAAUUUCCUAAUGAAAACUCAUUAUAUGCAAGUCUGUUACAUCAAAUACACUAAAAGUUGUAAAUAAUCAAAUACAUUAUUAUUUUACUCAGAAACAUUUAUUACCAUGCUUUCCUGCACAAUUUCACCAAUAAGCGUUGCAUUGGCUGUUAUGCUGUGCUGAGUCAGGAUGCCACACAAUCCAGAGCAGACCCGGUGCAGCUGACCUAGACUUUCUGUGAUCAGGAGCUGUCCACACUGGUGUGUCAGGCUCCCAGAACUCACCACGCCCACCCAGUACAGGUCAUCCCGGAACACAUACACAUAGUCUUGUCCUUCUUUUGUCUAAUAUUUGGAUAAAAAUUAUUGUCACGAGAUAUCUUUUUUUUUAAUUAUGUUGGUUUUAAAUCAAUAAUGUUGGUUAUGCCGCAAAUGAGCUUUUAUCGUAAUUUCUUUUUUAAAUAUAGGUAUAAUUUUUAAAAUGCAAUGAACAUGACAUUGAGCAAUAUAGAUAGGUACUGCUUGUGAGUAAUAAAUUACUCACAAAGGCAGGAGGUGGAUCCCCAUGAGGAGAUGACGACAGCUCAGACAGGAAAGGAUGGAAGACAGCCUUGGUCAAAGUUGGAGCAACUUUUAAGAGUUAAGGACUGAAGAGCAAAAGACUGAUAGCAGAUUAAUUAAAAACGCACCAGAAAUUGUCAGUUUCAUCCUCUAAAUCUGUGAACAUACACAAAGCAAUACUGAACAUACUUCUCACCAACAGACACCAUUUGAAACAGAAUUUACGGUAAAUCUUACCAAUAGCAGAAAUGACACACAUAUCCAUGAGGAACCUUAUGAAAACUGGGAUAUAUAAGACCCGAAGCACAAAGUUAUCUAGAGCUAGCCAUAACACACCCAGCCCAUCCAGCUUCCAUACUGUAGUGUACUGACUGGUCUUAUUAGAUUAUUUGCUACCACUUUAAAAGGAUACAAAUGGUUGAGAAAAGAAUCUCUCCACGUUUACUGGCAAUGCAAAACGCCUUCAACAUCUCUACCUCCUGUUUCCUCUCCCGUCAAGCUGCACCCCCUCAAUCAAGUUCGCCUCUCUCUGGAAUGACACUUUUUUGGACUUGUUCCGCUUUAUAUCUCUUCUUAGGUCGUCAUCAUCUUCUUAGGUUGUCUCUUUGGCUUUAAUCUGAAAUCUAACGCCUACUUUCCCACCACUUAAGUAAUGACACAAGAACUGCUCUUUCAAUGCUAAAUGUAAAUAAAGCAAAUAUCUCAUCCUGAGUUUGGGACUAUUGCAAUGUAUAUUAAAAAGCAUUGUCGAUAUGUAUUUGAGAAUAUAAAUAAAUAAUAAAAAUUUGUAAAAUAAUAAAAAA